UGGACUAUCCGCGUGUCUGUUCACCUGUUCGCGGCAUCGCAUCUCUUCGCGCUACCGCACCGAGUCACGCUCUCAGCCUUUUCACAUAACGCACGCACGUUCCUCAUAAACAGAAACUCUCCCUCACGUCAGUCUGCCUAAACGUGGUUCAAGUUUUUCCUCAUCCGUGGCCGAUCCGAGUGAUAAUCGACAAUCGUACCGCGGCCCAACACCUGAGUUCCGAGUUCUGAGUUCCGAGUUCCAAAAAUUUCGGAAGAAGACGUUUCUGUUCCGUAUCACGAACCGAUUCGUACAUUUGGCUAUCAAGUAGGCUCUCUCGGCUCCGUCCCCCUUGCCAUCGAUAUGAAACAACCAACGGUACUGAUUUCCGCACUACUCGGACUUUUCGCUAUCUCCGAUGCUCUGCCACGAGAUUCGAACAAUUACGAAGACAUGUCCUUUUGGUUGAAAUCUGGACAAGAGGAUCUUCGGAGAAACCUAGCUUACAGGAACAAUGAAAAUCGUGCGAAGAACGUAAUCGUGUUCAUCGGGGAUGGCAUGGGAAUUUCGACGAUCACAGCCGGCCGUAUAUUCAAAGGCCAAACGAAGGGCGCUACUGGCGAAGAAUACAAAUUGGCUUUCGAGCAAUUUCCCAACACCGGGUUUGCCAAGACUUACAACACUGACAAGCAAGUGCCCGAUUCCGCCGGAACGGCGACCGCGAUAUUUUCCGGCGUUAAAUGUCGUUAUAGGAUGAUCGGACUGGAUGCCAAAGCAUCCUACAAUCAUUGCGACAAACGCGUCGAUCAAGAGAGUAAGCUUACAACGGUCGCCGAUUGGGCUCAGCAAAGCGGUAUGAGCACCGGAUUCGUAACUACAACUCGGAUCACGCACGCAACACCAGCCGGAUUGUACGCUCACACGAAUAAUCGUGAUUGGGAGUGCGAUACCUCGAUACCGAAACAAUACAAAGAUUGCGUCAAGGACAUAGCCAGACAGUUGAUCGAGGAUGCACCUGGAAAUAAAUUUCAGGUGAUGAUGGGUGGUGGAGCACAACACAUGGGUCUACCGCUAGAGCCGGUCGAUCCCGAGACCUGUGUCAGAGAAGACGGAUUAAACUUGGCAGAGGUAUGGACGAAGAACAAUCCCGAGGGAAAUCUGGUAACAAAUGCCGAACAACUCAUGUCCUUAGAUGUCGCGAACGUCUCGAAAAUUCUUGGAAUCUUUGCUACCAGUCACCUUCCGUAUCACGCGGUCAAGCCAGUAGAGGUACCGAGCCUAGCCAAUAUGACCGCACAGGCUAUCAAGUUGCUUAACAAAAACAAAAACGGUUUUUUCUUAAUGGUGGAGAGUGGCAAGAUAGACCUAGCCCAUCAUCGCAACUACGCGAAACUAGCGUUACGAGAAGUGUCGGAGCUGGAAGAAGCGGUAUUGACCGCGUUGCAACAAGUGAAAUUGGAAGAAACACUGGUGAUUGUAACCGCCGAUCACUCGCACGCCUUCACCAUCAAUGGUUAUCCGAACAGAGGAAACGACAUCCUCGGAUUCGCCAAUGAUCCAAACAAAGUGGACAUGCCGGCCUACGAAACGCUCAACUACGCCAAUGGUCCAGGAUUUUUCCAUCACAGACGAAAUGACAGUACGAACGUUAACGAUACGUGGAGACCGGUCGAUCAAGACGAGACGCGCAACGAACCCUUCUACAUGCAAAUGGCUGCCAUAUAUAUGAAGGACGAAACGCACGGAGGUGAAGACGUCGGAGUAUACGCGAUAGGUCCGUACUCUCACCUGUUUCGCGGUACCUUCGAGCAAAACUACAUUGCUCACGUGAUAGCAUAUGCUGCUUGCUUCAAAGACUGGCCUUCUCACUGUGAUAACACGUACGAUCGUUACUUUUACAAACUGACCAAUUCGGUGGAUCGAAUCACAAUCUCACCCUUUUUUCUCUCUUUUCUAUCGUUCGCCUUUAUUCUGAUCGUUGCCAGAAAUUAGCCGUCUAGGUAUCUUUUUCUUUAACUCCGUUAUUUUCCUACCUUCUUUUAUCAUCGUUAUUUUACGUUUUGGCAACCAGGCAACCGCGACGGUAUCAGUUUUAUUCUUUCUUCUGUACACAUUAUUUUCCACGAUUUAGGUUCAGCGUAUCGCGUAAUAUUUGACGUUACUCUUCUCCUAUGUUGACACUCUUUACCUGUAUGUCGCCUGUAUCUGCGAACCCAGUACAGUGCCAGUAACCAGUACACCCGCUCGAAUCUACAUCCUUUGUACAUAGUAGGUAUAUAUUAUACACCUGUAUAUAAGUAUACAUACACGUAAAUAUAAUUGUACACAUUAAAAGCAAGAGAAUAAUUUGACUCGCGCCAACAACGACACUGGCUAACAAUAAGAUAAAAUAAAAAUUAUCUAGACGAUAUUGAA
Osmia bicornis bicornis is the source of this 2394-nucleotide messenger RNA. RefSeq names its product alkaline phosphatase 4-like. Gene Ontology annotation, biological process: dephosphorylation. Bases 343 to 1971 code for a protein of 542 amino acids. The record is from RefSeq and is a predicted model, not a curated record. The transcript is spliced from 8 exons. Gene Ontology annotation, molecular function: alkaline phosphatase activity. NCBI's taxonomy places the organism in Eukaryota, Metazoa, Arthropoda, Insecta, Hymenoptera, Megachilidae.